This is a messenger RNA of Peronospora belbahrii, 1503 nucleotides long. The record is from the annotation of a GenBank genome assembly. NCBI's taxonomy places the organism in Eukaryota, Oomycota, Peronosporomycetes, Peronosporales, Peronosporaceae.
AUGAUUGCGCCGUUAGUGUCCGAGCCGGUAUCAGACUUGGCAGUUGCAGCACAAUAUGCAGAUGCUGAGCUUCAUUCCGUUACGGCACAGUUUGAGAAUUCUACAAGUAUGAGUGAGGCUCCUAAAAUGCCAAUGGUGGCUGUUCUUAUUGAUGACAAGGAAGACGAUAGUGAUAGUGACAGCUCGGAGGACGAAGCGGAUAUGAAGCAACAGACGGUAGAGAUUAACAAGUCUGUCACUGAAGAUGUAGAUGAGAGUUCAAGUGAUGAAGUGGGUGAAGACACUGCCAAGUUGCGGGCAGAGAUUAAAGCGGUCAUGACAAAGCAAGACAAUGUGAUAAAUGGACCUUUGACAACUGAGCAUGAGGUUGUCGUAGCGCCUGUGCGUGAGCCAGAUGUGGAACUGACGAAGACCUGUCCAAUUGUUCAUUGUGGCAAUAUCUUGAAUGUGAGUGUGCCCGGUCUCAUGAUGACGAUCAAAUCCAAUCCAAACAGUAGACCAUUGGACGAAGGAAGUGUGUUAUGUCUUGAAGACCGGACGGUAAUUGGAUGUAUCAAUGAAAUCUUUGGCCCCGUGCUGAUGCCAAUGUAUUUAAUUCGGUUUGAGAAUGCAAGCAAGAUGCCCGAAAAGGCUGCGGUCAAUGUUGCCGUUUACUACGCAACGGAGCACACAACGUACAUUAUUCCGGAGAAUAUCAAAGACAAAGGCACGGAUGCUUCAAAUCUAUUUGACGAAGAGACUGAUGAAACGGAAUUCUCUGAUGACGAAGCCGAGGCAGCUUCAAAGCGAGGAAAUGGCAAGCGCAAUCGGGGUGGUGCGCAUAGCACUGCUGGCGACAAUGCUGGCUUCAUCCCAUCUUACAGUGGACGCGGAGGUCAUGGUCGUCGAGGUGGUCGCGGGGGUAAGUAUACGGAUUACCAUGCUCGACAUAACACUGUGAUUCAUGGAAAUCGCAGUAGUUAUGGGCAGCAACCACUGAUUUCCACGACGCCUGCUAUCGGUGUGCCUACGAUUCCUGCGCUUCAAACUCAGCCAUACGGUGGCGUGACGAAAUACACGCAUCCAGGCGGUUUUCCCGGAGCAAGGCCGCCCGUGGUGUAUGGAAGUACAAAAUAUACGUCUCCUCGAGGGCAUGAAGUGUCCCAGCCGCCUACACCGGGGUACCAUGGAGUGGGUAUGUCACAAUCUCAGCACGCUCCAUCGCAUGGCUACUACCAGCCCUCGCCAUCGCAGUACAGCGCGCACAACUUGCCUCCAUACCCACCGCAGGCCCAGUCUCCUCAGGCCCCGUACCAGCAGUACCCUCGGCCACCAACUGCAGCUUACUUGCAGCCGCAGCAAGCACGAAGCAUAUCUUACGACCAACUCCAGCCACUACGGUACCGUCAGCCCCCGCCUCCACCGCCGCCAGCAUAUUACGGAGUAAAUAGCCAGCAGCAGCCACAUCCGCCAGCACACUAUGGAAUAAAUAGCCAGCAGCAGCCACAACCACCGCGAAGAUAG